AUGGGCAUUCCUCGUCUUCUUUCUCAUCUCGAGCCCUACGGAGUCGAGGAACAACUCGGCAACGUCGACAUCAUAGUCGACGGGCCUUCUCUUGCAUAUCAUAUCUAUCGUCUCGGUUCGAGUUCAACCCUCACUGCUCGGAAUGGACGUCAGGGACCGUCUUACAGUCUACUAGGGGACACGGCCAUCGCCUGGUUAAACCGGCUCCAAGAGGGAGGCUUCAAGGUAGUAGCCAUCUACUUCGACGGCUUUUUACCCCUGGCCAAGAGACCUACCCGUCUUGAAAGACUCCUCCAAUCAUCCCUCCAACUCCAGCGUCUUCAUGCCACCAAUCUAGUCUUCUCAGACCAUGGCCCAUCUGUAGAAAGUCCAACCUUACCAGCGCUCUUUCCCACUCACGGGCCACGCAGAGACGUCUCUCACACGCCCCCGUUCUUAGUCCCUGCGAUCCUCGAGCGUCUGAAAAGUGCUGAGCGGUACGCUUCCCUCGUCCAUCUCGUACCUGGGGAAGCAGAUGAGUAUUGCGCCGAGCACGCCCUCGCUCACGGAGGCACCAUUUUAACCUCGGACUCCGAUCUCCUCAUCCACGACUUGGGUUCUGGCUCCGUCGUCUUUCUGGGCGACAUUCACCCCAGGACGAAAGACGCUGAAGACCCCCGCCCCCAGGGGCUCGUAGUGUCGAGGUAUUAUCCUCGAGAGAUUGCAUCGAGACUGCGACUCCCCCAGCCUCUGGAGCAAGGCUUGAUCCGGCUGGGAUACGAGCUAUCCAAAGACUGCCAUGCUUCCUUGUCGCAGCUCCUCGAAGCCUGCCAGAAGCCUUUGUCGAGGGUAGACAACGACCAGUUCCAGGUCUUUUCGCAGCCCUACAAAUCAUUAAGUGUCGAGUCACGUCACGCUGCAGACAUCUUCUCAGCCUCCGCAGCAUCGAACCUCGACCCCCGCAUAUCAGAACUCGUCCUCCAAUCCACAAGCUACCAGCGCCUCCUAUUUACGACCUCUCCCGGAGGUUUCGCCACCCAGCCUCAGGGGCAGGCGCAAGAACCGCUCAUCUUCCUACCGCUGCUCCUCGACUGCCCCGUCCGCACCAGCGCAUGGGAUAGCAGCCUCGCCGUGCGGCAGCUGGCCUACAGUCUCUUCCACCUCGCCUACCCCGGCUGGCCCGGUUCCGUUCGCGAGUACAGACGCAUCCAGUCCACGGCGAACAAGGGUAAAAGCCUCCGGCUCCUCUCGGAAGCAUGCACUCUUGAAGCCGCAGCCGAGUUGUCCUCGGUCCUGUCUCACAUGGCCGACGCGUUCGAUGACGAACCAGACCUGCUCUGGUUCACCUUCGCCUUGCACCAGGACAUGAGUUGCAGCCACGUCCAGGGAGAAGAUCCCACGACCUUUUCCGCAAUUCGUGACAUCUUGCUUCCCACUGCCUCCUCGGCAGUCUCACGGGGAACAACCACAACGACAACGACAACACCAACAACAACAGCCCAGGGUAACUGGAUAACCCUGCACCUCACCGCGCAAUGCCAAGCGGCCCUCUACUCCCUCCGCAUCCUCGCCCAGAUCCUCCCCCUCGUCCUGCAAGCCGCCGCUCCGCCAGCGGAACCGCUCGCAGCCACCUUGCACUCCCUGCAGCGCCUCCUCGCCCGCCUGCCGUCCCUGUCGGAAUACCCCGCUGCAUCAGGAACGCUGGCCCUCGUCACCGACCUGCGCGACCAUCCGGACCGGCAUCUCCCCCGCGUGGCGUCCGUGCUGGGCCUCCAGCCGUCAGAUAUAAUCCCGCGGACCAGGAACGAGGAGAAACGCCAUAAAAAGCAGCAGUCGAGGAAGAGACGUAAGGAGCAGGAAGAGGCGGCGAGGCAGGAGGACCGGAUUGGUUCCGCCUCUAAGAAAGUGUACACAAAUCCGUUUGACGUGCUGGGGGACCAGUAA
Messenger RNA from Sodiomyces alkalinus F11, 1923 nucleotides. RefSeq lists its product as hypothetical. The transcript has 2 exons. The coding region runs from base 1 to 1923 and encodes 640 amino acids. The record is from RefSeq and is a predicted model, not a curated record. Lineage: Eukaryota; Fungi; Ascomycota; Sordariomycetes; Glomerellales; Plectosphaerellaceae.